GUCCAACACACAACUGGGCGGUCAGUGGGUCUGUUUCUAGGCCUGACCACAAAAUGAAGGAUCAGGUGUCAUCUACAAAGUCGAAAUGAUUCAACAUUUGGGAGGAAGUCAAGCAAAUAAUGGAUGCCAAUGAUCUCCAUUUCAACAAGUCUGAAGCCAGCAGCAGCCAUGUCGAGCAAGCGCGCCAAGGGCAAGACGACGAAGAAGCGCCCCCAGAGGGCCACGUCCAACGUCUUCGCCAUGUUUGACCAGUCCCAGAUCCAGGAGUUCAAAGAGGCCUUCAACAUGAUUGACCAGAACAGGGACGGCUUCAUCGACAAGGAGGACCUGCACGACACGCUGGCCUCUUUGGGUAAAAACCCCUCUGAUGAGUACCUGGAGGGCAUGAUGAGCGAAGCCCCGGGGCCCAUAAACUUCACCAUGUUUCUCACCAUGUUUGGAGAGAGGCUCAACGGCACCGACCCAGAGGACGUCAUCCGCAAUGCUUUUGCCUGCUUCGAUGAGGAAGGAGCCGGUGUGCUCCACGAAGACCACCUGAGGGAGCUGCUGACCACCAUGGGCGACCGCUUCACCGACGACGAGGUGGACGAGCUGUUCCGCGAGGCGCCCAUCGACAAGAAGGGCAACUUCAACUACGGAGAGUUCACCCGCAUCCUCAAACAUGGCGCCAAGGAGAAGGACGACGAGUAGAGGCCAGGGAAGCCCCUGCUUGCACGCACCCAGUUCCUGCUCUUUUACGUACGAUUGUUUUAUAAACCUUGGAAAUAG
Molecule: messenger RNA, 768 nt
Organism: Entelurus aequoreus (snake pipefish)
Lineage: Eukaryota; Metazoa; Chordata; Actinopteri; Syngnathiformes; Syngnathidae
Gene: myl9b
Product: myosin, light chain 9b, regulatory
Exons: 4
Coding region: 124-690 (188 amino acids)
Biological process (GO): platelet aggregation; myofibril assembly
Cellular component (GO): myofibril; cytoplasm; stress fiber
Molecular function (GO): calcium ion binding
Source: RefSeq, a predicted model, not a curated record